CUACGUUGCAUUUAAUUAUCAUCUUAAGCAUGCUGUGUUUAUGUGGUACUAGGCUCUCACUUACUAUAGUCAGACUAGUCAUAGGAAAAAAGAUUACUGAGGUUUAAAGUCUUAAGUAUGCCAAAUAUGGCAGCGAGAUUUAGGAUAUGAUGACCUAAAAUCAUUAUUAUGCAUGUAAUUAUGAAACCAACAUAGCGUUGACCUACAGAUUUGUCUUAACAAUUCACUGUCCAACAUGUUCUCCUGAUGUGGGCUGAGAAGUAACCUCACCUUACCUUACCCUCCCGCCCCUGACCUAUAAUUGCCUCCAUAAACAUAAACAACAAAAACUAACAAACAAACAAAUAAUGACCUUCUUUUUUUCUCUUUCUUCUGUUCUGCGAUCCCCAAAACCCAGGAAAAGCAUUGCAGAACAGAAGUAGUAGUGCUGGUUAAUACUUAUCCACAUAUCUCAAUGCAAUAACUCUUCUCCUUUAAAACUCAUUCUCCGAGGCAUUAAUCUUUGAGUGAGCCUUUUUUCCUCUGGUCAUGACUGCCUAAGGAGAUGUGAGUGAGUUGUACUGGGUUGUGGAUAAGGUUUACUGAAAUUUGUGAGGCUGCUCUAACCAAUCACUUUUCACCACCUUUCUCGAUCAAAGCCAGACUUUUUGAGUGCUCAUACCAUAUAAACGAUAUUAAUAUUGUCAAACAAAAAUAUCAAAUUCCCCUGUUUUGUAUUUGUAUAAAGUUGCAAUAUAUAUAUAUAUAUAUAUAUAUAUGCAUUCAUACCUCAUAUCAAGCUGUAAGUGGGUUUUUCUACAGGUGGUAAAUAUGCUCUGAAUGACUUGUGUUUCUGGGAUUGCUAAAUGCGUCUCAUUUUGCCUCCCAAAACCCAACUUCUUUCUGUGGGCGUCUGGAUUUUUUGCACUGAGGCCACCUAGACAGUGACCAUUUCCAGUUUUUGCAGUGUACCAUUUUAAGGCCCUUGAAAUCUGUGACUUUCUUUGGAGCUAUUCUUGGGGGUCCUUCACGUCUUCUCUUCUUUUGUCCUUGUUGAGUGUUUGUUUUAAUACUAAGCAACCUCGACCUCCACCCCAACCCCAACCCAACUCAAACCCGCUACAGAUAUAAUCUUUGAAAAGCUAUAUAUGCUUCUUUUGGAGGCUAUUGAAACAAGGCCAAGUAGAUUCUUAAUAUUAUUCUCUUACACCUUCACUCUUUCUGAUUCCCAAUAUAUAUAUUCACUCAGUAAUAGAGUAUCAUCAAAGAGAAAGAGUUGUAAAAAAAAGUACUUUUAAUUUUUUUACUUAAAAUGCCUCCUUUUACUUGUCCCAUCUAUUUAUACGGUAAGGAGUGACUCUGCUGUUGCUCAAAUCUUCAGUUCCUGCUGCUCUGCUCAUAUCUCAAUUAACUUUUCAUUUUUAGCAAACUAGUAAUGGCAGAGUGGAAAGUUAUCAUGGGGAACGCCAGUUCUGGUGAUUUUAGCAGGAGAUCAUUGAGAGAUGAAGAUUUUGAAGAAGAAGAUAUAUGGUCAGUUAUGAAGGAGAGAGAAGAUUCAAAUCCCAAAAUGAGGAAGUCCAAAGACUACUACUCCUCUGCUUCUUCUUCUUCUUCUUCAUGGCGCGUCCAUGCUGCUCCAAGAAUGAUUCCAGCAGCCGAAGCGACCAUCCUCCAUGAAGCCCAGGCAGUUGAACAAUCAUCAGCUCCUGUUAAAAUCCCUGAUUGGUCAAAGAUUUAUGGUAAAACAACAAAAAUGGGCUCCUGGGCUGAGGACAGGACAGACCAUGACCCUGUUAAUGGACCUUAUAAUGAUGCUGAUAAUGAGAAUGAUGACGGAGAAGGAAUGGUCCCUCCACAUGAGUGGAUAGCUAAGAAGCUUGCAAGAAGUCAGAUUUCUUCUUUCUCUGUAUGUGAAGGGAUUGGAAGGACGCUCAAAGGUAGAGAUCUUAGCAAAGUGAGGAAUGCCAUUUUGACAAAAACAGGUUUUCUAGAGUAAUUUUAGUCUCCUAAUCUUAAUCCAUCCAAGUUAUGAAAUGAUCACCGUUAUUUUUACCGUUGCCUUAUAAGGGUCCCAUGUAAUCUCUUCUUUGUUUUUAUUAAUUAUUGUUGCUGAUAUUAUGUACUGUAGUAGAGUGAGUACAAGUCAGAAUUGCCCUUUUUGUGUAGGAAGAGAACAAAAAAAAAAAAA
This is a messenger RNA of Jatropha curcas, 2167 nucleotides long. RefSeq names its product senescence regulator (Protein of unknown function, DUF584). Lineage: Eukaryota; Viridiplantae; Streptophyta; Magnoliopsida; Malpighiales; Euphorbiaceae. The record is from RefSeq and is a predicted model, not a curated record.